GCUAGCCAGUUAGAUACAGCCCCAAUACAGUGAUGCGAAGUGACAAGCUGACAAGUUCGUACCAGAAACAGAGCUACUGUAACAUUGGAGUUUUCCUCCGUGGCGUUAGCUGAAGUUGGCCAAGUGGACGAAAAGCGACUCAGAGUUGGCUCGUUUCCUGUUGGACCUCACAAGAAGCAAGGCGGGAAGGAGAGAGAGAGGGCAGAGGGGGAGGAAGGUGUAGGGAGGGGGAGGGAAGCAAAGAGGUACUUCGGCAUUUAGAGGCAGUAUUCCAACAUUCCAGGAUUCCAGCAUUCCAGUAUUCCAGCAUUCCAGGAUUCCAGCAUUCAUGCUAAUUUUGCAGAUGUCCCCUGCCUCACUCACACCUGAGCACAGUUUAGCUACACCUGUCACUAUUAAAAUCAGAGACUCAGGUAUAAUAAACCACAGCGACAGACACAAGAAAAACACAAGAGACUGCUGGACAGAGAGACAGAUAGAUAUCGGACAGAGAGACAGACAGAAGAAGACAGAGAGACAGACAGACGGGUGGACAGAGAGAGACAGACAGACACACAGAGAGACAGACAGAGGGAAACAGAGAGACAGACAGACAGGUGAACAGACAGACAGAUAGAGAUCAGAGAGGAUGCUGGGACAGCGGGGCGGGUCGGGAGGUCGUGACUGGGUGACGCUGGUGUCCGGGCUGGUGGAGUGCCUGUGUUUCGCCGGGGUGGUGUUCGGCUGGGCCUCCCUGGUGUUCAUCCUGAAAGCGGAGGGCUACUUCAGCGACUUCUGCCUCAACACCACUGGAGCCAACAGCAGCGUUCUCACAGAUUGCAGUGGUCAGGAUGAGCAGUUCUCCCUGGUCUUCACCGUUGCCUCCUUCUUGAACAACUUCAUGACGCUGGCCAAUGGCUUCUUAUUUGACCGCUUCGGCACCAUGGCAGCCAGAUUCUUGGCCAUAUCUCUCCAUACCACUGGCACACUGAUGGUUGCUUUUUCUACUGCAGUGAUAUCCACUUUGCUCUUCCCUGCUCUGUCCUUCAUCACCAUUGGAGGGAUGUUACUGCUCAUCACAAACAUACAGGUGGGGAACCUGUUUGGCUCUCAUCGCUCAACUGUCAUCACCCUGUACAAUGGAGCCUUUGACUCUUCCUCUGCGGUCUUCCUCAUUAUCAAGGUGCUGUAUGAAAGAGGGAUUUCUCUGCGCUCCUGCUUCCUCUUCAUGUCGGCCUGCAGCGUCAUCCACCUCCUCCGAACUUUCCUUCUCCUGCCCAAGACUCACAUCCCCUAUCCACUGCCUGAAGACUACACUUAUGGGCUGAGCUGCGGCACAUCCGGGAGCCACAGCGUGGAGGGGGCUGGGCGGGCGGGAGGAGCAGACAGCAAGCGGAGCGAGCCCCAGAGCGACAGCGUGCCCUUCCAGCCUGAAGACAAACCACCGUCCCAGACCUCAGAGGAGAGAGGUGUGCCCCCCAGUCCUGCCCCCUACCUCCACCAGACCUGCCCCUUAGCUCCACCAGACCAGCCCCCUACCUCCACCAGACCUGCCCCUUAUAUUUGGCCUGUGACUGGAGCCCACCUGCUCUCCCUCAUGCAGCUCAGACACUACCUGUUCAUUGGGACUCUGAACCCCAUGCUGACCCGCCUGGCGGACGGGGACCCCUCCCUAGUGAGCAGGUACACCAAUGCCUUUGCCUUUGCACAGCUGUGUGGGGUUCUCUGUGCACCGUGGAAUGGACUCAUCCUGGACAGAAGCAAAGGGAAGCAGCGAGCUCCAGGAGAGACAGAGAAGGAGGCUGACCUGCGCUCCUCUGCUCUCUCCCUCUUUAUCACCUCCCUCCUGUGCCUCCUCUUCUCCAUCUGCGCCUCCAUUUCAGUGCUCCCUCUGCAGUACCUCACCUUCGCCCUGCAGGUCAUCAGUCGCUCCUUCCUGUAUGGAGGCAAUGCAGCCUUCAUCAGCAUUGUGUUCCCUGCUCACCACUUUGGGAAGCUGUACGGUCUGGUCAUGACCCUGUCAGCUGUGGUGUCCCUGCUCCAGUACCCCUGUUUCGCCCUGGUCAAGGGGCUCUUCCAGGGGGAUCCCCUUUAUGUGAACAUCGGCCUGACUCUUCUCACCCUGCUGACCUUUGCUCAUUCCCUGUACAUGCACCUGCACUGCCGAGCUCGAGCCGCACAGAGAAGGGCUGUGCGGGGCAGCAGCGCCGGCCGUCCUGCGGACGAGCUCAAACUAAAGGGGCCGGAGGACUCAGACUAGGCCAUCGGGGGCAGGGAGGCUCAGACUAGGCCAUCGGGGGCAGGGAGGCUCAGACUAGGCCAUCGGGGAGGGAGGCUCAGACUAGGCCAUCGGGGAGGGAGGCUUAAUGGAGGCUGUGCAGCAGACCAGAGUCACCCAACCCUGGGGACACGGUGAGGAUGAAUUACCCCAGUACAGUUUAGUCACCAGUAUAUUAAUCACUGUGCAUACCUGACAGUACUGGCAGUGUAUGAUAUCCUUGCAUGGACGGGGGAUGCUUUUAUCUUGCAUUUCUCUCGUUUUAAGGGAACAACACUCAAUUUGAGAGGUUCUUAAGAAUUCUUCAGGACAAGAACAAGCUUAAGUUUACAUUUUUAAGAGUAAACAAGAUAAUAAUCACAAGUAUUAAACUUGAGUUUUUAAAAGUUAGAAGCUGUGAGCCCUGUGAGGUGGUACUUCCUGGAGCUGUGAAUUUAGAGAGGCGUUUGGGUGGUCAGUGGGAACACCACUAUUCUACACGGCUAAGAUACAACCAAGAAUGUCCACAACACUUCACAGGUACCAGAGUCAUACAAAGCCCAUUCUCACUGCUGUAUGCCAAUCAGAAGCCUUCUUCCUCUUUAAAAACCCAUGUCACUUCCUGGUUCAUUCUUUUACUCUCUGUUUUGCUGUUGGCCUGCUGUGAUUGUCUUGUAUAGCAUUAUUGUACUGCAGUUGUCUCAAGCUGCCAACUUUGUGUGUUUGUGUGGUAUGUGGAACUGGACUAGGUAAGGGGCCCUACACAUUUUGCUACAUGUAGGUAUUUAAUUGUCUAAAAACCUUAGGUUAGGAGUGGAUGCCACCUCCUGUAUGUUUAGUUUUGGGUAGUUAGGGUAGUUAAUCAAAAGUAGGGUUUUUUGUUUGAACUUUACUUUUAUUAGAUAGUUAGGCAGUUUACACCUAUUGAGUUAGCUUGGUUUGAGUUUACUUUGUUCUUUCUUUUGGCAUCGCUCAUCCGGUUCCUUUGAAUGAGUGUGAGAAUGCAACCAGCAGUGCAUCUUUGUAAAUAGUGUAAAUACCCAUUGUAAAUUCUACCUUCUUGUAAAUAUUUUCACUGGCACUUUGUCACUAAACUUAUUUCACGUA
This is a messenger RNA of Anguilla rostrata (American eel), 3343 nucleotides long. RefSeq names its product equilibrative nucleobase transporter 1-like. The record is from RefSeq and is a predicted model, not a curated record. Bases 629 to 2239 code for a protein of 536 amino acids. Gene Ontology annotation, biological process: transmembrane transport. Gene Ontology annotation, molecular function: transmembrane transporter activity. The transcript is spliced from 13 exons. NCBI's taxonomy places the organism in Eukaryota, Metazoa, Chordata, Actinopteri, Anguilliformes, Anguillidae.